AUGGUUUCUCUCAGAACAGCUUUUGAUCUGUCUUCGGAGGAGGUCGAUGCUGCAGCACCUCCUGGAACCAUCCAGAUCCAUCGAGAACACGAAGAUAUUGGCCACAUUUCAAGCCCGACCGAUGAUCCUCGAGACCCUCUCAACUUUCCAACGUGGAACAAAAUCGCCGCUUUGCUAGUUGCCUCGCUAUAUGCAUUCGUCGCCAACUACACGGCUGGUGUCAUUGCACCCGCGUUCCAGCUAUGGCCCAUGAUUUUCCCCAAGGACCCAAGAAGUCUUUCUGAGCUUUCGAAAUUGAUGGCUAUCAAUGUUCUUUUCCUUGGCGCAGGGAACAUUUGGUGGGUGCCAUUGUCGAAUUGGAUGGGUCGUCGACCUGUUCUUAUUAUCGCUACACUUCUCCUUACUUUUAGUACGCUUUGGUGCGGGCUAGCAACCUCUUACGACUCUUUGCUUGCUGCCAGGGCCUUUCAGGGUAUGGGCGGCGCAGCAGCAGAUUCAGUUGCCCCUGCGUUGGUUGGAGACAUGUUUCCUGUCCACCAACGUGGACGUGCUAUGGCCGUCUAUACCAUCAUGUUGGUUGUUGGUCCACUCGCAGGUGGCAUCUCUGGAGGCUACAUCGCGUUUCAGCAGGGCUGGAAGAUGAUCUUUUGGAUUGGCCUAGCAUUGUCUGCAGCCUGUGUCGUCGGUGUCGUCUUUUUCGUCCCCGAGACUCUGUACACCAGAAAUGCACCUAUCGAAGGCGUGCCCCAUUCAGAGUCUGAAAAGCAAGCUCAGUUUGGAAACAAUGAGCAUGUCGAGGAUAAGCAGGUCACCGUCAGCGAGCAACAGGCCACAAAGCCAUUUACCUACAUCCAGUCCCUGGGCUUCAUCAAGCCUCGUGGAAGUCUUGUCAAGCAAUUCAUCCAGCCCUGGCGAACACUUGCUCUGCCAGGCACUUGGGUAGUUAUGCUUCACUACGCGGGUCUGGUCGGAGGCAUCGUGUCUAUCUCGACCAUCGGACCACAGAUAGUAGCCGGUCCACCUUAUCUCUGGAAAGCAAAUGCAGGCCUGAUCAACAUUGGUGCUCUCAUCGGUGGCAUUAUUGGAUACAUCUAUACGUACAUGCUCGCCGAUGGUCAACUGAUCAAGAAAGCGAGUAAGAAGCGUCAUGGUGUUGCCGAAGCCGAAGAUCGUCUGCCCACCCUAUUCUUCCCGCUUUUUGUAGCGACAGCUGGAUUUCUCGUCUUUGGAUUCUGUGCUCAACAUCCAGGAGGCAACAUGUGGGUUGGAUUGCAAUUUGGAUACGGAAUGUUGACGUUUGGUCUGAUGCAAGUUCCGUCUGUCGGGUUCAACUAUCUCAUCGACUCGUACCACUCUUUGGCCGCGGAUUGUUUCACAAUGGUCACCAUUCUCCGUGCUAUCAUCGCUUUUGCCUGGACAUUUUUCGUGGCUGAUUGGAUUCACCAGAAAGGCCCUGCUGAGCCAUUUGGAAUAUUUGGACUUUUGAUGGGAAUAUUUUCCUUGUUGACCGUUCCACUUUGGUUGUUUGGAAAGCGAAUGAGAAUUGCGACAGCGGAAAGGGUCCUUCGUUGGCAGGGAUUUUAG
Molecule: messenger RNA, 1584 nt
Organism: Fusarium pseudograminearum CS3096
Lineage: Eukaryota; Fungi; Ascomycota; Sordariomycetes; Hypocreales; Nectriaceae
Exons: 5
Coding region: 1-1584 (527 amino acids)
Biological process (GO): transmembrane transport
Molecular function (GO): transmembrane transporter activity
Source: RefSeq, a predicted model, not a curated record